AUGGAGGGAGGAAACAAGCUCGAGGACUUUCGGCUCAUGUGCAAGCUGGGCGAGGGCACUUUUUCGGAGGUGCUGAAGGUCAAGCACAAAAAGACCGGGAAGGUCUAUGGCAUGAAGCGAUUCCGGAAACAUUUGCACAGCUAUGAAGAAGUCGAAAACCUGCGAGAAAUCCAAGCACUGAGGCGGCUGAAUCCACAUCCGCAUGUCAUCAUCCUGGAAGAAGUUAUAUUCGAGCCCAAGCACGGCAUCUUGUCCCUCAAUUUCGAGCUCAUGGAAUGCAAUCUGUACGAACUGAUAUCCCGCAAAAACUCCACCAUCAGCGAGGCCAAGGCAAAGUGUUUCAUGCACCAACUAUGUACCGCUGUCGAGUACAUGCACAGCAAAGGAAUAUUCCAUCGAGACAUCAAACCCGAGAACAUCCUGAUUCGGGACAAUGCCAUCAAACUCGCCGAUUUCGGGUCCUGCCGCGGCAUUCACUCGAAGCAACCCUACACCGAGUACAUCGCCACCCGCUGGUAUCGAUCACCCGAGUGUCUUCUUUGCGACGGCAUUUACAACUUCAAGAUGGACAUUUGGGGUGCUGGAUGUGUCUUGUUUGAGAUUGUGUCCAAGGUGCCCCUGUUCCCAGGCGCAAACGAGCUGGAUCAGCUGCACAGGAUACACGGAGUUCUGGGGACGCCGUCGCAGAAGGUGCUGAAGCAUAUGCUCGGGUAA
Polychytrium aggregatum is the source of this 714-nucleotide messenger RNA. Its product is annotated as kinase-like domain-containing protein. Gene Ontology annotation, cellular component: nucleus; cytoplasm. Gene Ontology annotation, molecular function: ATP binding; protein serine/threonine kinase activity. The record is from RefSeq and is a predicted model, not a curated record. Lineage: Eukaryota; Fungi; Chytridiomycota; Chytridiomycetes; Polychytriales. Bases 1 to 714 code for a protein of 237 amino acids. Gene Ontology annotation, biological process: protein phosphorylation; intracellular signal transduction. The transcript has 5 exons.